Ostreococcus lucimarinus CCE9901 is the source of this 1926-nucleotide messenger RNA. RefSeq lists its product with no specific name. Gene Ontology annotation, biological process: intracellular protein transport; endoplasmic reticulum to Golgi vesicle-mediated transport. Lineage: Eukaryota; Viridiplantae; Chlorophyta; Mamiellophyceae; Mamiellales; Bathycoccaceae. Bases 1 to 1926 code for a protein of 641 amino acids. The transcript has a single exon. Gene Ontology annotation, molecular function: syntaxin binding. The record is from RefSeq and is a predicted model, not a curated record. Gene Ontology annotation, cellular component: Golgi membrane; cytosol.
AUGGUGCUCUCGCUCCGGCCGCGGCAGCGCCACGCGGUGAUAGAGCUGCUCAACUUGACGAAGAAUUCAAACAAAUCAUCGAUCGCGGCUUCGUUCGGCGCCAACGCCGACGCGGACGCGGACGAAGCGAACAACUACAAGCUUCUGAUCCUAGACGCGUUUACGCACGACGUCAUCGCGCCUCUGGUGACGGUGAAGGACCUGCGCGAUCACGGGGUGACGCUGCACCUGCGGCUGCGACAGGAGCGCGAGCAGAUACCAGACGUGCCGGCGGUGUACUUUGUCUCGCCCACGCCCGAGAACGUCAAGGCGAUCUCGGGUGAUUUUGCAAACUCUCUGUACGAUGCGUAUCACCUGAACUUCGCGAGCGCGCUGCCGGCGAGCGCGUUGGAGGAAUUGGCGACGAGCGCGGUGCGCGGCGGCGUGGACGGACGAGUCAAGUGCGUGCGAGAUCAGUACUUGGGGUAUGUGUCGUUGGAGGAUGACUUGUUUGACCUCGCGAUUGAUGAUGGAUAUCGGUUGUUGCACGAUCCGCGCGUGGCGGAGAAGGAUGUAGAGCGAUUGAUCGCGAACGUGACGACGGGCUUGUUUAGCGCGUGCGUCACGCUCGGGCAAGUGCCGGUGAUUCGAUCGCAGCGCGGUGGCGCUGCUGAGAUGGUGGCGAAAGAGUUGGAAUCGCGAAUUAGAGAUGCUUUGGCGCAGAGAGACAAUCCCUUCGAGGGCGGACUUCGCGCGCAGUACGGCGGGAGCUCGGUGCAGCGACCGUUGUUGUGCCUGUUUGAUCGAAAUUUUGACUUGACGGCAAUGUUGCAGCACGCUUGGACGUAUCAGCCCCUCGUGCACGACGUUUUGCGAAUGCGCUUGAACCGCGUGGACGUCGAUGCCGACGCCCCGACCGGGGUCACCACCGGUGCCAAGCCUAAAAGUUACACGUUGGAGCACAGCGAUCCGUUUUGGGCGGAAAACGCUAGCGCGCAGUUUCCGAAGGUUGCCGAGGAAGUCGAGGCAGAGCUGGCGAAGUAUAAAGAGGCGAUCAAGCGUGUGAAUGCACAAGCUGCGAUGGCCGACGGCGACGCUGAUGCACUGGGGAAUAGCACGGCGAAGCUCGCGGACGCGGUGCAGUCGCUCCCCGAGCUUCAAGAGAAGAAGCGCGUCAUCGACAAGCACACCAACAUCGCCACCGCCUUGCUUGGAAGCAUCAAGCAACGUGGAUUAGAUGAGUAUUACGCCAUAGAAGAAGAUUUGCUCGUCGGUAAAGGUGAUAGGCCGUCGGUGAUGAGUCUAUUGCAAGCUACAGGUCGCGGAAGCGCCGAGGACAAGGUUAGACUCGCAAUCGUGUACACGCUUUCGGCGACGGAAGGCAUCUUGCCGCAAGACGCCGAGGAAAUUGAAGGCGCGCUACGCGCGAGCGGAGCCAAUACAUCGGCGUUAGCGUACGUCAAGCGCAUGAUGAGCUUGAAUGCAAGUCUGAAGAAUAUGUCUGGCGGCGGCGACGCCGGUCAUCGACGCUCCAACUCGAGCCAAGGCAACAUCUUAGAGUGGGCCGAUAAGCUUUACGGUCAAAGUAUCAACACCAUCACCAAGGGUGUGAAGAACUUGCUCAGCGGCGAGCGCGUGCUCCCCAUCGCUGUCGCUUUUGACGCGCUCAUGGCGAACCAGCCCGGUCCGGAGACGGCGGAUUACGCGUACCUCGACCCCAAAGCCCCGCACGGCAAACCCGUCGGGCCUCGCGAGGGCGAUCCCGCGUUUCACGAUGGCAUCGUUUUCGUCAUCGGUGGCGGUAACUACCUCGAGUACCGAUCCCUCGUCGAGCUCAAGUCGCGCGAGCGCGCCAACGUGCGUUCCGUCGUCUACGGCUCCACUUCGCUGUGUCACAGCGAAACCUUUCUCAGCACCUUAGCCAGCCUAGGCGCCGCCGCGUCGUGA